AUAUUAUGAUAUUUUUCAGAGGUUUUUUUACUAAUAUGAAUAACAAUAAGAAGUGGUGCCUUAAACUAUUUUUUCAAUUAUGGAUUUGUGAAGCAGUGUGCAGGAUACAAACUCUAAGUGACCAAUAUUCAAAGAAAGAUAUACUGGCUACACAGUUGAACCAAAUUUUAGAAAGAAAAUUAGCCAACGACAGAGAUAAAGGAUUAAGAAUGUAUCCCUCUUUUACAUUUCCCUUCAGCACACGAGAUUGGGAAAACAAUAGCAAAGGAGAAAUGUUCAACUCUCUGAGAAGUGGAAGGUGUUUAUAUGAUGAUAAAAGGCUCUGUGAUCCCCAAACAUCACUGUUUUCUAUAGGAAAAUUCAUUGAGGACUGCAACAGGGUAACUAGAGAACAAAAAUGUUCAACGAUCACUCAGAAUGUUACAGUUGGAACAUUGAUAGAGGUAUGCAAAAUUCCUCUGGUCAACUCUUGUUCCAUCAAUCAAACAAUAGCAUACGGUCUAAAGGGGUGUAGAAUUGAGUAUGAAGAUGUCUGUAAAACAAUACUAAAGGACACCGAGGUUGAAGAGGAUAUUGUUAAAUGCAAAAAUGAAGAAAAAAAGCAGUGCAAUGAUGCUGGAUUGUCAUGUAUCUUUGUUCCAUUCCAAGUAUGUAAUGUAGAUAAACAAAAAGUAAAGAGAAAAAUUUCAGUCAUACGGUGUUCUAAGGAAAGUGCUCUUUUAUGUGCUCCACAAGAGUGUAAGUUUGAACCUGGAAAGGAGGAGUGUAAACUCAUUAACAAACCAGAAAUACAAGAGGUUAAGAGGCGUGUCUGCUGGACUUUACCUAGACCUGAAUGCCGUUUUCUACAAAAUUUCAACAAACAACCAAUUAGUUAACUAGAAAUUACGACAACGAAGUCAUUUGAUACAUAACGUAUUUUGCACACACAGUAAACAAACAUACAAUAUACAAUAAACAUGCAAUUAUAAAGACUAAAGGCAAAACUAAGACUGAUUAAAGUAUGUACAUUUUAUACAAUACUUCUUAAAACAAGAUUUUUGUAUAAUUUAUUUUUUAAUUUUUAUAAAAUAAAAUGAUA
Messenger RNA from Eurytemora carolleeae, 1081 nucleotides. RefSeq lists its product as uncharacterized. NCBI's taxonomy places the organism in Eukaryota, Metazoa, Arthropoda, Copepoda, Calanoida, Temoridae. Bases 6 to 878 code for a protein of 290 amino acids. The transcript is spliced from 13 exons. The record is from RefSeq and is a predicted model, not a curated record.